This is a messenger RNA of Clupea harengus (Atlantic herring), 1313 nucleotides long. Its product is annotated as gamma-glutamylaminecyclotransferase-like. Lineage: Eukaryota; Metazoa; Chordata; Actinopteri; Clupeiformes; Clupeidae. The record is from RefSeq and is a predicted model, not a curated record.
UUCCUUCUAUUUAUAAUCCAUGUCUUUAACAUUCAACCAGGGACAGGUUGAACAUUAACAACAUUAACAACAAGAGUUCAAUGGUUAUGUAAUCAGGGAACAAGUGUGAACGCGUCCUUGAAGUUACCGCUACAGCUGAAGGUAAUUCAAUUUAUAUACCUUUGAAUAGAUAGGAAACACAUUACUCAACUUGUGACGUGACUGUGGCACAUCUCUCCUCCUGAUAUUCUGAGACUUCAAGAGAGAAGGACUGAACAGGACAUGUUUGGAUUUCUUUUCAGGGAUUAGUGGCCUUUAUGCUGCCAGCAGUCCAGAUGACUCAAGUCUUUGUUUAUGGGACCCUGAAGAGGGGACAGCCCAACUACUCCAGGAUGUUGGACCCUGUCAACGGGAAGGCUUCCUUCUGUGGCCGAGCCAGCACCAUUGACAAGUUCCCUCUGGUCAUCGCUGGCGAAGGCAACAUUCCUUUCCUCUUGAACAUUCCCGGACAGGGCCACCACCUCCAGGGGGAGGUCUUCUCCGUUGAUGACCAGAUGCUGGCGUUCUUGGACUGCUUUGAGUUCAUCCCCUACAUGUACCAGCGCACCCUGGUGAAACUGAAGGUGGAGGAGUGGGUAGAUGGGGCUGGCUGUGCCCAGACUCCAGGGAGCACAAUAGAGGCCUUUACGUACAGCACCACCACCUACCAGCCAGAGUGGGUGAAGCUGCAGUGUUUUGAGAACUAUGACGCCUAUGGUGAUCAUGGUUUAGAGUACACCACUCACUUUUAGAAACGGUUGAUUAUAUUUUUUUGUGUUGUUAGCAGAAACCAGCACAAUCACAAUAUUUCUGAGGUUUUCUGUGCUAGUGUGUUCUUUUUUUUUGCACCCUGGUUGGGGCACUAUUAGUUUGGAAGAAAUCUGCUGUUUCAGAAAUGAGUUUGUUAAUAGUGAUCCUGUCAAUCACCUUGUGUUACCACUCUUCCGUUUCAAAUCUGAAUGAGCCGGGACUCAUAACACUGCAUGUAAUAUUUCAUCAUUCCAUAAACCAGGUACAUAUCCAGUAUACGUUUUGCUUUCAUGAGUAGGUAGGACUGAUGAUAUUCAAACAAGAGAAUCCUGUGUGUGGCGAAAUUUUCAUUUUCUGUAUUUGACCUACCUGUUUGUAGUGUCAUGGAAAGGCACGGGGUGUCCAGUGGAUUAUAAGAAUAAUACGAACAUAAAACGAUUUUAAUAUGGUGUAAUAAAUAAAGUAAUAACUAAAGCAGUACAUAGCAAUUAAGUGGUGCUGAAUUAUUAUACCUAGUUUACUUUACUUUUCUUUCAUCUUUACUG